Cryptomeria japonica (Japanese cedar) is the source of this 1295-nucleotide messenger RNA. RefSeq lists its product as uncharacterized. The coding region runs from base 63 to 1025 and encodes 320 amino acids. NCBI's taxonomy places the organism in Eukaryota, Viridiplantae, Streptophyta, Pinopsida, Cupressales, Cupressaceae. The record is from RefSeq and is a predicted model, not a curated record. The transcript has a single exon.
AAGGCAUCCACAACUGUAGUGCCGGGAAUAUUCUGGACUACCAUUUAAGCACCGCUGGUCACAUGGCAGGGACACAUGUGGGGACGCAGAUUUUAUCUGCGCAUCAUUUCGCCUCUGAUAUUUUCUACAGUGAUGUAAGCUUCGACAUGCAGAGCGAAAAUAAUCAGAAUGAGUUUGCAGGGGAAGCCAAUUUUAAGCAUUUUAGUGAAAUUGGCGACGAGGAAGAGGAAAAUGAAGAAGAGUAUAGAGAAGAUCUGUGGAGCUUGUGCGAGCCGGCCAAGAACAGCCCUUUCGAGUCUCUGCGAGAAAAUGACGGCCUUUCGCCGGUUUCGAACUCGGAACCUCAUGGUGCUGUGGAGCGCUCGAGAGAAUUUAGCCUUAAUUUAUGCACGGAAAGCCUGGGCUUUGAGAGCUCUGACGAGAGAGAUGAUUGUUAUGCAGGUUUUCCAGAAAACACGGAGAAUUUUGUAGAAGGAAAAGUGGAGGUUCCGGAUGACGACAGCGACGUUGCCGCUGAAAAACAUCGAUACGCCCCCAGUCGUGGUCACAUGGGGGCUAGGAAGGGAGCUACAUUUCCGCCCCCUCUGACAUGGCUCAAGCCCUCGGUUUUUCUCAAGCCCCUGCGAAAGGACGGGAGAUUUCUUCUGCGGGAGGCAGAGGAGGAUGAUGAGGUGGUGGCUCCACGUCACAAGCUCCUGCGCGCGUGGCGUCAGAAUGGCCGCCUUAGGCUCCAGCUCAUCCCUCUUCCGCAUAGUAAUCAAAACUUUAUUGACACGUCAGUGGGUAGUGACACGUCAUCAGAGGAAGGCGAGCAGCGGUUGACGUCAUCAUCGACGUCAGUUUUGACGUCAUCUUCACCGUCCGUUGACGAGAGUUCUGUAAUAUGGGGUGCCACGUGGGAGCAAGAAGGCGUGGAAUUUCCCAGAGCUGACGUGUCCUUGCCGUUAUUCGUUAUUCCCCUUGACAGGUGUCAAGAGAAGACCGCAUGUUUGCCCACGUGGAAUCCACGCUGCAUCACCACUUGAUGACGUAAGCAUGGCUGGGUUUUUAAGUGGGUAGUUAGGGCUAUUGCAUUUAUGUGAAUAUACCUAGGGUAUUGUUUAUUAGGCUCUUUUUUCGUUUGAAGGAUUUGUAAAGAUGGUUUUGUUGAGAGGAGUGAAAUUUACAUUUAAAAUUGGGGAGGUUAGGGUUCAUACCAAAGAUAGGUGUUGGGGUGUUUGGUUUUAAUGGUAAUGUCAUGUUGUAGGGAUCUAUAUGAUGUGGAGUUCAAAUUUUAAUGAAAAAAAAGAUUGAAA